Molecule: messenger RNA, 687 nt
Organism: Gossypium raimondii (Peruvian cotton)
Lineage: Eukaryota; Viridiplantae; Streptophyta; Magnoliopsida; Malvales; Malvaceae
Exons: 1
Coding region: 1-687 (228 amino acids)
Molecular function (GO): nucleic acid binding; RNA-DNA hybrid ribonuclease activity
Source: RefSeq, a predicted model, not a curated record
AUGUAUGUGGCAACUGCUGAAGCAAACACACAAGAAAGCAAUGCUUGGAAAUUAAACUUUGACGGAGCCUCAAAUACUGUGGGUAACGGGAUCGGGGCAAUCAUGGUAUCUCCAGACGGUGAUCAUUAUCCAUUCACUAGCAAACUAGAUUUCGAUUGCACAAAUAACAUGGCGGAGUAUGAAACAUGUAUCAUGGGAAUUUGUGCGGCUAUUGAACGCAAAGUCAAGGUACUUGAGGUAUAUAGGGAUUCUGCAUUAGUGAUUUAUCAGAUCAAAGGCGAGUGGGAAACAAGAGACCCCAAGUUGGUUAGCUAUCGAAAGCUAGUCUUGGAAUUAAUUGAGGAGUUUGACAACAUCACCUUCUGUUAUCUCCCACGAGAUGAGAAUCAGAUGGCCGACGCUUUGGCUACAUUGGCUUCCAUGGUCAAAGUAAAUAAACAAGAGGAUGUGAAGCCUAUCCAAAUAAGCAUUUAUGAGGCUCCAGCCCACUGUUGUAACAUUGACGAAGAAGAAGAAAAAGACGAGCACCCUUGGUAUCAAGACAUAUUGCGAUACGUGAAAAAUCGUGAAUACCCAGACCAAGCAACUGAGAAUGAAAAGAGAACAUUGAGGAGGCUGGCUAGUGACUACGUCUUAGAUGAAGAAAUCCCAUACAAAAGAGGAAAGGAUCAGGUGCUGCUAAGAUGA